Messenger RNA from Truncatella angustata, 1176 nucleotides. RefSeq lists its product as uncharacterized. The transcript has 6 exons. The record is from RefSeq and is a predicted model, not a curated record. Bases 1 to 1176 code for a protein of 391 amino acids. NCBI's taxonomy places the organism in Eukaryota, Fungi, Ascomycota, Sordariomycetes, Amphisphaeriales, Sporocadaceae.
AUGGACACGUUGUCUAUGCAUCAUGACAACAAGCCUCUGGAGCUGGCCGGCCACAACGGCUUCAGUGAAAGCCCAACGCCCUUAACCCAUCUCCCUUCCGAGAUACAACUCAUCGUCAUCGCACAUCUAGAUCCUGCGAGCCUGGCCAUCACAGGCGCCGUACCGGCACUUUUUGGAAUACAAUUUGUUUCCGAUGCUUUCGUCAGAGUUUUCGUUCCCUGCCCACAAUCAUGUCCGCUUUCAACAUCCCCUCUCAAGGCCCCUGGUGGAAUCCAGGGGUUAAAACAAUCGUCCAAGUACCACUCCGGUGGACGCAUGACAGUGCUCUCAACGAGAAAGAGGCAUAUAUCUGCCGCUGGUGCUUAUGGCCAUUACGUAGUGAUACAGCAGCAAGAGAAUACUCGAAAGGGGUUUCAUGGCCGCGGCACCCGGUGCGUCAUCGAUGGUUUUGCAUUGAGCGCAGCGGGAGGUAUUGCAGCAUUCGCCGUAUACGCGGAUUAUGAGGAACUCAAGCCCUUAUACAUACCUGCUGCCAUUAAUUUCGCCUUGAUGUGGCCUCAGCUGAUUGUCGUCUUUUGGCCAGCAGAUCACACUCACGCCAGGAAGCGGAUUAAACCGUGGUUUAUUUGCGUGGUUAUGGAGUGUAUCAUGACGGUUUUGUGGAUUUCGCCUAUAAUCGUUAAUACCCAAAAAUUUGCACUACUUGUCGAAUAUACUAUGGGCUACAGCUUCCCAGUAUUCUCGUUGUGCGUCUUCGUCGCAAACCUACGAGUUGACGCAAUCAGCAUUUUCCGAUUUCUGAACACAGCCGGCUAUUUGCUUUUGUACUUGGGAUAUGAUUCCACUGAUCUCUACCUUCCGGACAUAUCUUUACGGAGGAAGGCUCUAUAUGGGACUCGUACCGCUGUCGAAUGGUGGGCAUACUCAGCGAAAUGGUUACAGAUACCCAGGCCGCGUGGCGACAGCCUUCUGCAAAUAGCCCAGCCGCACUGCUACGUCGCGCAUGCACCUCCAAAACCUGCACCGCACAGACAGCUGCAGGCUAAUAUAGUCUACGCACAUGUAUAUAAGCACAUUUCUCAUCAGCAUGGGUAUAAAUUUGCAAAGGGUCCAGUCUCAAUGAGACAUCUGCAACGGGCCGCCGGUAUGGACAUCGUUGCGUCUAACAAGGAAUAG